AUGUCACCUCAAAAGAGAGUUAAGGACUCUAAGGCACAAAAGAAGACUUCACAAGAUAGUGAUAGUUAUAAGACUAAUCUCUUGGCCUUGAAAGAAGAGGACCUAAAUGACUCAAAGUGCAGCUUAAAACAUGGACAAAACGAUCCAGUGAAAGAUUAUGGACAUGCUGAUGAUGAAGCAGAAGAUGCUCUGAAAAGAGCAGUGAGAUACUUUGAGAAAGGUCCUGUUGAAACUUCACGGAGUAGAGAUAAAACCUUGGAAAAACACUUGAAAACUGUGGAAAAUGUGGCUUGGAAGAGUGGGUUAGCUCCAGAAGGAAUUGACAUUCUACUAAAUGUGGCACUUAGUGGCAAAUUUGGUAACUCUGUGAAUAUGCUAAAAAAAAUCCUGAACUGCAUACUUGAAGAUGCUCUCUUCCUUCCUGGAAAAGUCACAGCAAUUAUUAUCCCCACACUGUCAUAUACUAUCUUUGAUAAUUUAACUCUUAAGUGCCCUUAUGUGUGCCAUUUGCUGUAUUUACUUACCAGAAAAGAGAAUGUCAAACCAUUUCGUGUGAGAAAACUGCUUGGUCUUCAGGCCAAAAUGGGAAUGCAGCCUCACCUCCAGGCUUUGUUAUCGCUGUAUAAGUUCUUUGCUCCUACUUUGAUUUCUGUAUCUUUGCCUGCAAGGAAAAAGAUUUAUUUUAGGAAUUCAGAGAAUCUGUGGGAGACAGCUCUACUUGCUGUGAGGCAAAGGAUUCAGGGACCCCCUCCUGAACCUGUAAAAUUAAUGUUAGGUCCAGCUAAUGUCCAUCCUGUAAAAAGAAAAUGGAAUUCUUACUCAGUUAUACCCAUGUUGAAUUCUAGUAGCUGCAGUAAAGAAUGUGGGAAAAAAGGGAUGGCUCUUUCUGAUUAUCUCCGUAGUAAUGGAUCAUUUCCACUAGAACAGCUUAAAAGCUUCCCUCAACUCUUAAAGAACAUCCAUUGCUUAGAGUUGCUUAUGUUUAAUAUUUCUGCUCCAGAGUGUAUUUGGUAUAAGGUGAAUAAUUAUGAACAUGGAAAAGAAUUUGCCAACUUACUGGACACUAUCAUCAGGGCAGAGUACUUCUUACAAGAGGGGUUCUAUUCCUGUGAAACAUUCCUGUAUAAGAGCCUUCCUCUCUGGGAUGGCCUCUGUUGUCGAUCACAGUUCCUUCAGCUUGUGAGCUGGAUUCCUUUUAGUAGCUUCUCUGAGGUGAAACCACUUCUUUUUGACCAUCUAGCACAGCUCUUCUUUAUAUCAACCAUUUAUUUCAAGUGUAGUGUUCUCCAGAGUUUGAAAGAACUAUUGCAGAAUUGGCUGUUGUGGCUUUCUACGGACAUCCACAUGAAACCUGUGAUGGACAGUCCUCUGGAUACCACUUUAGGUGGAUCCGUGAACACUGUGUCUGAACUGAUUGACUACAUAGGGUGGCUGUCCACUACUGCAAUGCGCUUGGAAAGCAACAAUACUUUCUUACUGCACUUUAUUUUGGAUUUCUAUGAGAAGGUAUGUGACAUAUAUGUAAAUUAUAACCUUCCACUAGUGGUAUUGUUUCCUCCGGGGAUCUUCUAUCCUGCUCUCCUCAGCCUAGAUUCCAGUAUCCUGAACCAGCUGUGUUAUAUCAUGGACAGGUAUCGUAAAAAUUUGACUGCUGCAAAGAAAAAUGAGUUGGUACAAAAGACAAAAUCAGAGUUCAAUUUCAGCACCAAGACCUAUAAAGAAUUUAAUCACUAUUUGACAGUGAUGGUUGGUUGCCUGUGGACAUCCAAACCUUUCCAGAAAGGAUUGUAUAUUGACCAUGAAGUCAUAGAAAAAGCUGGAGUAGCAGAGUAUAAAAGCAGUUUAAAUUUAGUUCAUCACCCAGCUCUAUUGAGUUAUACAGUUUCCUUUCUGCUCCAGGAAUGGCCAGAAGAAAGGAGAGUAAACAUGAGCUCUGUUCGGGGAAAGAAAUGGAACUGGUAUUUGGACUAUUUAUUUUCAGAGGGGUUACAAGGCUUGAAACUUUUCAUAAGGAGUAGUAUUCAUCGUUCUUCUACCCCCCUGACCAGAGAGCAUAAACCACAUCAUCAACAUUAA
Puma concolor (puma) is the source of this 2076-nucleotide messenger RNA. The record is from RefSeq and is a predicted model, not a curated record. NCBI's taxonomy places the organism in Eukaryota, Metazoa, Chordata, Mammalia, Carnivora, Felidae.